GUUUAGCACAGAAUUCAAGUGUCCAUGGAUGUCAUACAAAUUAACGAAAAGAAUUAUAUGAUGAUAAGAACACACUAAAGGAUGAUUCGAAUUCAUCAUUUAACUUCGUGGGCCGAACAAGCCCCUUCCACAGAUUAAGUAUGCCGCUCACAACAACGGAACGCGCAUCACUAUUUUUGUAUUGUAAAAUAGUACAAAAUCAAUCUGACUUAAGAAAAAAAAAUCAUACUGACAUUCCUAAUGUCUAGCAAAAAUCAAAAAUGGCGUAAACCUCAACAACCAAACAAAUAACAAUAAUAGUGUUUUCUCAAUAAUCUUCUUCUUUCAGUUAAAUUAUAUUGGACAAACGUGAAGAUAAAUUGCCAAAGUUGUAAUGUUAUUCGGUAUGCGUCGGUCGUGAGACGGGCGAUGCUGCCGCUGCGGUUGCGGCGCGUGGGCGGGCACGACGGGCGCGCCAACGACGUGCUGUUCCACCCGCCCGCGCGCCCGCCGCCCGCAAGCGCGCCGCCGCACCCGCAAGCGGUGGUGUUCUUCGGCGGCGACGUGCAGGACUAUCCGGAAGUGAUGCAGGCGCACCGCGACAACAGGCACUAUGUCAAAUGGAACCUCGAGAGUACGGCGCGCAUGCUCGCACACGACUUCCCCACGCAGUUCAUACUGGUCGUGAAACCCGCUAGGAUAGAGUACAAAAGCUUCAGCUGCUACGACAACUUCGUACCCAGCAACAACGCGGGCGUGCCCGACCACACGCCGACCCACAGUGCGCUCCACCACCUUGAAAGGUUACUACAGAGUGUCAGUAACAGGAUAAAGUCGUUGCCCACCGCUGAACUGCUAGAAGCAGUUUCGACUGUCACACUACCGGAGGAUAUUGACAUUGAAGAGUUACAUAACGCGUCCAUCCACCGCUCGGGGGAGUCCAGGUCGAACGGCUCUAGCAGUCAGGCGCACGCGUCCGCCGCUCACAAGCCUGAUUCCGACCCACUAUGGUGGCGGGAUAAACUGGCGUUAGACGAGUGCUCUCUGACCCUUGUGGGGUUCAGCAAGGGCUGCGUGGUGCUAAACCAGCUCAUCUACGAGUUUCACUACACCAAGACCCUGACUCCUGGGGACGCGCAUAUGAUGAGGUUUAUGUCCCGCGUGGCGGACAUGUACUGGCUGGACGGCGGCCACGCGGGCGGCAAGAACACCUGGAUCACGUCGCGCAGUCUUCUGGAGACGUUGACGAGGCUCGAGGUGAACAUGUUCGUGCACGUCAGCCCGUACCAGGUGCAAGACGAGGGCCGGCCGUGGAUCGGCCGCGAGGAGAAAGCUUUCACCGGCCUGCUCAACAAACUCGGCGCGAAGGUGCAUAGAUACCUGCACUCUCAAAGCGACGCGCCUCACUCACUUCACAUGCACUUCGACGUGCUCGCCAACUUCAAGAGAGUGCAAGACUCCACGCCGCACUCGAUGCCGGACUCGUCGGACGAGGAGCCCUAACUACUCCGCGGGACAAACGCUAAUCGCAUGCGGAAUGUCGACCGAAACUUUGCGUUAUCGCCAUCGCUGAUUUACGUAGACGUAUCGCCAUUUAGCGUUCCGAUAUCCCGGAAACAGUGGCGUGCAUUGCAUAUAUGCAAAUAAGCAGUGCAUACCCUACCCUCAGGGUCAUACAGAGCCUUCAGAUAGGACCGAUAAAGUUUUGUAACUAAAAUGUGCUAAACACCUUGUGAAGAAAAUCUCCAGUACGAGUUAUAAAUACUUAAGGAUAGGUAUUGUAAGAGUUAUAAAAAGCUUACCCUAUAAGUAUUUAUAAUUGGUUAUCGUAGAUUCAUUCAUUUGAUUUCAUCUGCAUAUCCUGUGCAUACUCUAUGCACGCCACUGGCCGGAAUAAGUAUUUUUUUAGUC
Molecule: messenger RNA, 1890 nt
Organism: Pararge aegeria (speckled wood butterfly)
Lineage: Eukaryota; Metazoa; Arthropoda; Insecta; Lepidoptera; Nymphalidae
Product: UPF0565 protein C2orf69 homolog
Exons: 11
Coding region: 409-1482 (357 amino acids)
Cellular component (GO): mitochondrion
Source: RefSeq, a predicted model, not a curated record